Rotaria sordida is the source of this 3591-nucleotide messenger RNA. NCBI's taxonomy places the organism in Eukaryota, Metazoa, Rotifera, Eurotatoria, Philodinida, Philodinidae. The record is from the annotation of a GenBank genome assembly.
GUAUUUAAAAGAUAAAACGAUACAUUCAAGCUAAAAAUACCAUCUGUGUUUUUUAGGUAUCCGUAUGAAAUAUAGAGUCUGAUAAAGGAAAGUAAUUAGAUCGUGUAUGUAUAUUUGUAUAAACUAUUGAAUCAUACAAAAAGCAAGCAAAUCAUUGUAUUACUAAAUGUUAACGUUUAGAUUUAAUAAUUUCAACAGACUGAACAGUUUAGACGAGAUAUUAAAUAAAAUUGAUUUUCAACUAAUAAAAUAACUAGUAAACAAGAUAAUAUUGUUCGUAAAAAGACAAUCAACAUUCAAUUUUCAUUUAUUUGAAGAUUCCAAAAGAGUUAACGCUUUCAUCAUGUUUUUUUCAGACAAUAUUUUAAUAUCGAAAUCGGAUAGUAAAAUCAUAUAUUUCACAGUUAAAAGUUUUUUUUUACAGUGAUCUUAUAUGAGUAUCAAAGUUUAUAGUCGGUAGAUCUUUUACACUAUUGAUCACAAUAGUUGAUGUAGAGUAAUAAUAUUUAAUAACUUUCAUCAGAAAUAUUUUUCGUUCUUUGUAAGGUGUAAACUGAUAUGACUCAAUAUCAAUUUCAUUUCAAUUUAACAAGCUGAUGUAUUCUAAUAACAUAGGGAGAUUCGAAAAUGAUGGUUUAUCUUAUGAAUUGACAAAAUAAAUUAAGAGAAGGCUGCUAAAUCAAAAAACUAUAAUCUGACCCUAUUAUGAUCUCCUUAUAUUUUUUAUUUCUAAUAUUAAAAUAGAGAAAAAAAAACAAAGUAAUUUGAUACUUUAACUUAGAAGCAUGAAUCUUGUGAUCGGAUUCGACGAUUGAUUCUGUCCAGUUCUCACAGGAACUAGAAAAGUAUGGCAAUUGGAUCCGAUUACUGACUUUCUACUUCCAAAUUUCUACCAUUUUCCCGAGUUUUGCGACCGGAAACGGUGUCUAUUCGGCGAGUUCCCAUCAGAAAUCCAUGGAUCUGGGCGUCGGAAUCAUUGACUUGUGAUGAAAAUUGACUUGAUUAAAUUGUUGAUUCAUUAGAACCUUUUAUUUUGUUAACAUAUUUUUCUUUUAGUUGAAAGUCAUAAGAUAGAAGAAUAUAACUUAUCAUUAACAGCUUUAGAUGAUAUUCAAAAUUAUGAUGAUUUUCUCAUUGUUUGGCUUUUAUCGGAUGGUGUUCUGAAUUUGAUAGUAAAUUUUUUGAUUAUUUCAAUAAAUAUGAUUCAUAUGAAACUUGCGUCAAUUAUAUAACGAAUUUUUCUUUGAUUCUAAUUGGUAUUUCCUCACUCUUUGAUAAAUAUUGACAAUUAAAGACACUUGCUCUACGGAAUGUCCUUGAAAUUGAUGCCAAUGAACUUGUAUCUUAUUAGAAAAUAAUUUCGCUUAUUCAAAAUUUGAUACUAAAGAAUUGUUCGCUGAAUAAAACAUCUACAUUCAUCUGUAAAUAUCUUCUAACCAAUUCCAGGCAGAGUCGACUUGAUACUUGUACUUUUCACAAUAUCAAUCAAAAUGAAGACGUUGUCCUCAUUGAUUCCAUUUCAUUGUUCUAUCAGUCUCAACAUUUACUCUCUUAUCUUCAGAUUAAUAUUCCUGAAUCAUAAAAUUGCUCGAUGAAAACUAUUACAUUAUCGACCGUGAAUACCAAGGUCGGCUGAAUGAUACAGUCAAGUUCAUCUCACAUCAGCCAACUCUGAAGGUAAUUGGCUUUCAAAGUAGGUCUGAUCGUUUUCGAAAAUAUUGGUUUCACUCAAUUCUUCUUUAUGUAUUCGAAUCGACUAUCUGUCUCAUUGGCAGUCAGCAAAUCAACAAAGAAGAAGAAAACGACCAAUCAAGUAUGUGAUGAGUUUUGCUCAUCGUUCCUUGACAUGCGUCAAUAAGCUUAAAAAAGAAAAAUCCAACUUAUGUUAAGACACGACAAAGAUUUUCGAUCAUGAGAAACGAAGUUAAAACCUUUAAGUGUAACCCUUUUUUCGAUCACAGAAAUUCAUUUGCUUUGAUUUCGAUUGUUUUUUUGAUAAUCGACUAUAUAGACUCUCUGUAUAAAAAAAACUGCGUACCCGAGAUCUUUGGUGUAGCAAUUUAUUUAUAUUGAAAAGGUCAUUUCAUUAUCAAAAUAUCUUAUGCAGAUCGAAGAUGCGUUGCACUAACCCCUUUGCAAGUAUAUUGUUUGAUAACUACGAAAAAAAAAAUUCAAAAAAUGGCAUUUUACAUUGUUUUGCGUUUUUCUCAAAAACCAUUUUUGUACGAAAACAAUGCAAAAUUGUCCCCAUUUCUCCACUAUACUACGUCUGAUCGAGUUGAAACAUUUUUCGCAAAUAUUAUACAUUGUUUGGGGUAUGUAAUAGUGAUUGUGAAUAUUGAGAGUAUGCAGACGUGUGCAAUGUAGAUUCAUUCCAAACUUGACUUUAUAUACACAUUUAGAGUAAGUCAUAUAAUAGACUUCAUAUCGACAUCUAUGAUCAAAUUGUUCUAUUUCUUCGAUGAGUAUUCACACAUUCAACCAGUCGAUUUUUUUUCUGUUCUGUUUGUAUUUUACAUAGAGACUGUGCGCUUAAAUUGCAGUUGUGCCUCCUUUUUUUGCAUAUCUGAGUAUGACAAGUAAGUAUGAAUAGAAAUGACGCAUGCUCCCGUCAGCGUAUUAUUCAUCCCUGCAGUGAUGCUGUUGUUCGUUCUGUCGUGCAAUUUUUUGCAACGUCAUUUUAUAAGCGUAAGCACCUAUAUAAAUAUAUAUGCAUUUUAUUUUCUGGACUGAAUUCUACUGCUUUCAUUCAAACUCAGAUACUCAUCAAUAAGCAUGUCAUCGUCUAAACAACCUGCAGUUUUUGUUACUCAUGGAGCUGGUCCUUGUUGGUUUGUGGACGGUAAUGAUUUUCCGUCAUUUGCUGGCAUCGAUAAAAAUAGUGCCGGUGCAGCAUGGUUUAGACAGUUACCUCAUCAACUUGGUCAAAAUGAACAAAAUAAGCCAAAAGCAAUUCUGUGUAUUACUGCUCAUUGGGAAACUUCCGGUGUCGUCAAUAUAAGUGCACAAAGUCAACAUACUGAUCUGUACUAUGAUUAUGGUGGCUUUCCAAAAGAGACGUAUGAAAUAAAAUUUCAACCAAAAGGCGAUCUUCAAUUAUCUCAGAAAGCUCUCGAUUUAUUGAAACAAUCGGGUAUUAAUGCCGUAUUAAAUUCUAAACGAAAUUUUGAUCAUGGCGUCUUUAUUCCAUUGAAAUUGAUGUAUCCAAAUGCUGAUAUUCCUGUUGUUAGCAUGUCUAUUCUCAGCAACUAUUCACCAGAACAGCAUAUUGCUAUAGGCAAGGCUUUGUCACCGUUAAGAGAACAAGGAGUAUUGAUAUUUGGAUCUGGAUCAAUUACACAUGGACGAGCUUCUCGAGCGCAAAGUCAUGAAUUUGUUGAUGCAAUCACAAAUACCUUACAGACAUUGUCACCAGAUGCCAGAGAGCAAGCAUUAAUCAACUGGACUAUGCUACCAUAUGCACGAGAAAAUCAUGGUCAAGAAGAUCAUUUAAUUCCAUUACAUGUGAUUGUAGGAGCAGCUGGUCAAGAUAAGUGCCACCUAUUAAAUCAACAUCUCUCAAAGACUUUGGCAGCGUAUGCGUUUUUAUAA